AUGGCGGAAUUCACGCUUGUAACAACACACGACCGACUCGAUCUCUGUCCGCAAGUCGCAACACUGAUCAACAGCAUGUGGCCAAUGUCAAUCUACGCAAGACGAGCCAUGCUCGAGCGAUCGCAUCCAUUGCUACCGUGCUCGCUUGUGCUCCUGGCCAAGAACCUGCCGGAUCUCGCACAGGAGGCGCCGCCAAUUGACCGCUUGACCACGGAUGGUCAGACCAUUCUCGGCCACUGUCGCGUCAUGUCGCUCGGGGGUCCCAAAGGUGUGCUAUUUGAAAUUGUGGUCGUCGACGAACAACAUCGAGGCAAAGGAUUUGGAAAGAUUCUCAUGCAAAAAGCAGAAGAGUAUAUGAAGGCAGCUGGGAAAGCAAUAGUCUAUCUCAAUACCACGGACAAACAGGCAUUCUACGAGCACCUUGGGUAUCAUGUCUGUGAUCCCGUCACUUCUGGCGUAUUUGGCGGAAAAGUUCAGACACUCGAUCAAACACCAUCAACAGAACCAAAGUUGGUUUGGCUCAAGAAGGAGCUGUGA
Molecule: messenger RNA, 537 nt
Organism: Capsaspora owczarzaki ATCC 30864
Lineage: Eukaryota; Filasterea; Ministeriida; Capsasporidae
Exons: 5
Coding region: 1-537 (178 amino acids)
Biological process (GO): protein acetylation
Cellular component (GO): cytoplasm
Molecular function (GO): N-acetyltransferase activity; acetyl-CoA binding
Source: RefSeq, a predicted model, not a curated record